Molecule: messenger RNA, 967 nt
Organism: Vitis riparia (riverbank grape)
Lineage: Eukaryota; Viridiplantae; Streptophyta; Magnoliopsida; Vitales; Vitaceae
Product: RING-H2 finger protein ATL80-like
Exons: 1
Coding region: 67-615 (182 amino acids)
Source: RefSeq, a predicted model, not a curated record
AAAGAGUAAAGACAACUGCAUUUGGAAACUACCACUUCUCCAUCUCUCUCUUUUCUACUCUAAGUGAUGACUCGUUCUUCAAGAUUCCUGAGCAGCUGGAACUCAUCGACAGCGGAACCCCCGGAGGCAGUGGAGGUCGAGUCCGAUUUCGUGGUGAUCCUUGCGGCGCUGCUAUGCGCUCUGAUAUGCGUGGUGGGUCUCAUCGCCGUAGCUCGCUGCGCUUGGCUUCGGCGGGGCUCAGCGGGAGGGGCGCGCGCGUCGGCCACGCAACCGGCGGCGAACAAGGGGCUGAAGAAGAAGAUCCUUCAGUCGCUUCCGAAGCUGACCCACGACGCCACAGUGAGCGGCAAGUUCGCGGAGUGCGCCAUAUGCUUGGCGGAGUUCGUGGAGGGUGACGAGAUCCGAGUUCUGCCGCAGUGCGGGCAUGGGUUCCAUGUGUUGUGCGUGGACACAUGGCUGAGCUCCCACUCCUCCUGCCCGUCGUGCCGGCAGAUACUGGUCGUCGCCAGGUGCCGGCAGUGCGGCAAGUUCCCCGCAAUUUCCGGCACGGCAACGUCGGACGCGGAACUCAAGGCAAGGGAACAGGGUACUGCUGAUAAUGGGUUUCUACCAUAACCCCAUCACGAUGUAUUUUCCAUUUCUCCUCUAGACCCUCACCAUGUACAGAAGAACUGCCCCAUUUUCUCUGUGCUUCUUGUAUUUUCCUCAUCUUUUUAGGGUUUUGUUGUGGUAAGAAAACCGACUUUAAUGUCGCGACCUCUGCAAAAUUCUUAAGCCCCAUAGCUGAGUUGUAAAAUUCUAAUGGUGGGUGGGUUGUACUGUUUCGUUAACACAUGAAGGUGCAGCAGGUGGCGCAUGAGUGGAGUAAUAAUUCAACUCCGCGGCAUGUGCAAUCAUCCAGAUCCAGUACUUAUUUUUCUCUAUUUCCUUUGUUUUCUUCUCAAGGUUGCGGAAAAGUUUUCUUAUC